This is a messenger RNA of Schistosoma guineensis, 168 nucleotides long. NCBI's taxonomy places the organism in Eukaryota, Metazoa, Platyhelminthes, Trematoda, Strigeidida, Schistosomatidae. The record is from the annotation of a GenBank genome assembly.
AUGACGAUUCCUGAACUGUUAACAUCUAACUGGCGAUCAUUCAAUAUUUAUUGCAAGGGUCCGUCAAAAAGUAAGAAAAAUAAAUUUGUCGAAAUACUUUGUGCUGAGAAUUCUUACAACGGAACCUCCAGAGGCCCUAAAGGAGCCAAAGAGUUUCAGCCAUUCAGA